Messenger RNA from Momordica charantia (bitter melon), 1542 nucleotides. RefSeq lists its product as uncharacterized. NCBI's taxonomy places the organism in Eukaryota, Viridiplantae, Streptophyta, Magnoliopsida, Cucurbitales, Cucurbitaceae. The record is from RefSeq and is a predicted model, not a curated record.
UUAAAAUGGACAAUAUCAUACAAAUACAAAACAAGAGUCAUUAUACUAAUGCACAUGGUAUUAGAUAUGUAGAAUGCUCAUCAAAAGCAAACGAAGUGCCAAUUUGGCUAUGAUAUGUGUGGACGAGAGGGAUUUACCUCUGUCGUGCAAAAAAGUGAAUGAAGGAAAAAAGAGGAGAAAAAUAAGAGAAAAGAAAAGUCGGGACAUUUUUGCAGUUGAGAUGAAUAAUUGAACCCAAGGAAUAUUUAUAGCAUGGAAAAAAUGUUCAAGUACGGCACUACCACUAAUACUUUUUCCAAGUUUCAAAGCUUGUAGGCCCUCUUGAACCGUGCUGGAAAUCUACACAAAGUUACCAAUUAAUAUGAGUGCGAUUUAGUUUUUGCAAAAUUUUCUCAUGUGAGUUAACACAUAUCAGUUUCUCAAUUCAAAUGGGGUCACAAGUCAAAUCUGUCUGUAUUUUCUCGUAUACAAUCAUAGAAAGAAAAUCGUUCACGAGCCUCAUAGACGUUUCCAUUAUCAUUAACUCUGAGAGAGCUAAGCAACUACAGCAAGGGAUAAGCAUAGCCAACAGGUACCUCAAAUGCAGCCCUUUUAUGGAGGAGUUUUUGUACAGAUUUCACAUCAAACACAUCUCUCUCCCUCAUUUCCUGUCUAUAAGACCAACUUGAGAAUUCACUCAGUAACCCAGAAAGGCUAAAGAAGCCUUCACUAAGAUGGGUGCAUGCUCAAGCAAAGAUGGCAGUGAGUUUUGUGAUGAUGAUGUUAGAGAAUUGAAAGAAAAGAUAAGACUACUCAGGGAGGAAGUGAGGGGAGUGAUGUCUGAGAUGGAUGAGGAGACUAAAGCCCAUGAGAAAGACAUGGUGGUUUUCGCAUUUAAGGAGGCAGGUUGGAAAACAGAGAAGAAGAAACUCAAAGAGGAGGUGAAGGUGUUGAGGAAGAAGGUAGACGAGAGGAUGAAAGACAUUGAAGAGGGAAAAUCUGGAGAGAAAAUUGCAACAGAAUGGGAGAUGGUGGGAAGUACAAAUGCCAUCUUUGAACAGAUACAGCAGGAAAGAGCACGCAGAGAUGAAGCCAUUGACAAAUGGAAGCAACUUUAUCACGCUAUCAAGAUGGAGCUUGAUGACCUAAUUCAGAGGACACAUAAUGGAGAUGGAUUGUAUUGGGGAGCGGAUGAGAGGGCAGAAGCACUAAAAACAGAAUUGCAAGCAAAGGAAGAGACCAUAAAAGCCCUCAAAGAAAAAGUAGUUUCAAUGGAGCAUGAAAAAUAUGAGAGGGACAGAGAAAUCGACAUACUGAGGCAAAGCUUGAGAAUCCUGACGAGUAAGAAGGAACAACAGAUUAGAAACCAUCUGUAAGUAGCCUGCCUUCGAAGUAAGCAUGAUAGCAGAAAUUCCAACACCACAUUAGAAUGAUGAACAAAUAAAUGAAAUGUCAAUUGAACAUGUUACUAGAUGUAAAUCUGUCCAGUGUCCAGAAAGUUGUUACAUUUGCAACCCACCCUUUAUUUCAACCCAAAUGCUAUUACCAUAACCAUUUUGUUUA